This is a messenger RNA of Physella acuta, 1286 nucleotides long. RefSeq names its product epididymal secretory glutathione peroxidase. Gene Ontology annotation, biological process: response to oxidative stress. Gene Ontology annotation, molecular function: peroxidase activity. NCBI's taxonomy places the organism in Eukaryota, Metazoa, Mollusca, Gastropoda, Physidae. The record is from RefSeq and is a predicted model, not a curated record.
GUUUGCGUGUGUGAGAGAGUGUGAGGGUAUAUAAGCAGGCGACUGAAGCCAGCCAUACAUUCGUCGUGUGAUAUCAAACGAUGGGUUGGAGCAGCGUAGGUCAGCUUGACCUGCUGGGCAUCCUGUGGUUGGCCGCAACCCUUGUAGCAGACGUACACGGAGGCCACUACUACUCCACCUGCUCAACGGCAGACGACACGACUGCACGUGACUUUGUCGUCCAAGACAUCAACAAAGGUCAGGAGAUGUAUUUGGGGGAUGUGACGUCACAAAGGUUGACCAUGGUCAUCAAUGUGGCAACUUACUGAAAACACACCCACCAGUACCACCAGAUGAACGCACUACUCGGCCACCACGCCACCAAACUGACCGUCCUGGCCAUCCCAUGUGACCAGUUCGGCCACCAGGAGCCUGGGGCCAACGCCACGGAGAUUCUCAACGGCCUUCACUUUGUGCGGCCCGGGGGUGGCUUCACCCCACACCGUGACCUUCAGCUCAUGGCUAAAGCAGACGUCAACGGGGCCAAUCAAAUGCCGUUAUACACGUUUCUAAAGGAUGCCUGCCCGCCCCCCUCCGCUGGAGUCUUCAACCCACGAGAGAGCUUCUGGCAGCCAAUCAAAAUAAGUGACCUCGUUUGGAACUUUGAGAAAUUUAUUCUAUCACCAACCGGCGUGCCUCUCUUUCGAUUCAGACCGGAAGUCGAGCCAUUAGACAUUGAGGAAGUUCUGACAGCUCUGUUUGAGCCAGUCGUUGACUUGACGGCUCAGCGUCGGCGGCUCUCCCGGCUCCUGCAGGAUGUUGACCAGCGCGUGAUGGCUCGUGCAGGCUCCUCACGGUAACCCCCACCCCUCCCCCCUCCCUACACCGAAUACCAGUACUUAAGACAACACGAAAAAUGAAUUUUAUCAGACAGGUCAGAACAAAACAUUCUGUUGUUUAGAGCAAAGCUACAGUCACGUGACAUCUAUUCAUAGUAUCUGAAAUCUUGAUGACGACAUGGCGUGUAAACUCUCCACAGAAACCGCCAUGUCUGAACUGUACUCGAGAUACAUUUGACCUUUAGUGCGUUUGGUCUUUUGUGUUGCAAGUUUUGAUUGGCGGAUACUAUAAAUAGAGCUACGCUAGAUUAAACGAAUUGUAUUUUGUGUGAAUUUUUGUUUUAACUGUGAAUUUUAUUAUGUUUGGCUUAAAUAAAAAAUGAUAUAAAAUAUACAUAACAAGCUUAUACUUAUAUUAUAAGCUCGGUUUUUACAAGUCACAGUUUAAUAAAUUUUGACCCAUUCCAA